Dendrobium catenatum is the source of this 771-nucleotide messenger RNA. RefSeq names its product putative MO25-like protein At5g47540. Gene Ontology annotation, biological process: intracellular signal transduction. The transcript is spliced from 6 exons. The coding region runs from base 33 to 467 and encodes 144 amino acids. NCBI's taxonomy places the organism in Eukaryota, Viridiplantae, Streptophyta, Magnoliopsida, Asparagales, Orchidaceae. Gene Ontology annotation, molecular function: protein serine/threonine kinase activator activity. The record is from RefSeq and is a predicted model, not a curated record.
GGAAAGUGAUUGUCUUCGAAUUGCAGGAGCUCAUGACAAGGCAUAAAUCAACAGUAGCUGAAUUCCUUUCUAAAAAUUAUGAUUGGUUUUUUGCAGAGUUUAAUGAGAAGCUGCUGUCAUCUUCCAACUAUGUUACAGCAAGACAAGCUAUCAAGCUUUUGGGAGAGAUGUUGCUUGAUCGAUCAAAUUCUGGUGUUAUGACGAGAUAUGUGAGCUCAAAGGAUAACUUGAUAGUUCCGAUGAAUCUUCUAAGAGAUAAAAGCAGAAGCAUCCAAAUAGAAGCAUUUCACGUUUUCAAGUUAUUCGCUGCAAAUGAAAACAAGCCAUCAGAGAUUGGAACAAUUCUUAUGACAAACAAAAGUAAAAUUCUUCGACUCUUGGGUGCAUUAAAGUUAGAGAAAGAAGAUGAACAAUUUGAAGCAGAUAAGACUGAGGUUAUCAAACUGAUAGCAGCACUGUCACUGUAACUGUAACCGUAAGUUCUACCAACUCUUGUGAUGUGGGGAGAUCAUUGAAGAAACAAUGAGCAACAAGAGCUAAACAGCUCGAAGAGAUCAAAAAAGUAAAAACUGUUGGAAUUCCAAAAAAAUAUAUUUCAUUCAUCUUUUUCUACCUAUAGAAGAUAUUUAUAACAGUAUAAUAGAAAUGUCUAGAAAGUUCUAGAAAUAGGUACUAAAUUUGAUAAAUUAUUCUUAAGCCUUGAUUUAACUAAUAUGAUCCGCAUCAUCUUGCAUGAUUUUUACAUUAUAUGAAUAGAAAUUCUUUGUGAUA